Austrofundulus limnaeus is the source of this 2143-nucleotide messenger RNA. Its product is annotated as proteoglycan 4. Lineage: Eukaryota; Metazoa; Chordata; Actinopteri; Cyprinodontiformes; Rivulidae. The transcript has 5 exons. The coding region runs from base 88 to 2106 and encodes 672 amino acids. The record is from RefSeq and is a predicted model, not a curated record.
ACCUGGCACAGGUACAGCUCAGAUUAACUGGUUUACCUGACUAAAGCAUAAUAUAAGACUUGCUUUGUGUUUCAGAGGUGUCUAGAGAUGGAUCCAGAAAAACGAGCUCAGUGUUCUGAGCUUUUACAGCAUCCUCUCUUCACACAAGACACUUUCCAUAUCAGAUUUUUAGAUGACCUAAAUGCCAAAAUCCAAAAGGAGCACAGAGAAAACUCCACACUUCCCCAAAUUACCAAAAUCCCAAGGUCGGAUACGAAUAAGAGAGAUGAGAAAAACUGUCGAGGCAAAGACAAGAAACAACCUGAAGACACAGAUGAGAGCGUAAACAAGGACAUAAUAGAUAAACCAAAAGGAAAACAACCUUCAAAAUUAUCCAAAACCAAUCGUAACACCACAGAAUCUCUGUUGUCCACACAACCCAAAACAUUUGGCAACAAGAUAAUCCACAACACCACACAGUGCCCCACGAAAACUAAACCAGAGAAACUCACCAGUGCAGAGAUAAAGAACGAGUCAGAGGCUUCUAAAACAACUAAAACCUUUAUUUCCAAGCCACCAGAUGAAACAGAGGCAGAAGUGACCCUAAAGAAGAAAAACUUAACAACAACUAAAUCAAAACAAGAAAGUGUUACGCCUCCAGAACCGAAAAAAGACCUCCCACAAAACAUUGAAGACAAGAACUGUUGUGGGCCAGAUCCAGAGAAGAACACAAGUUUAUGCAAACCUGAGCCAACCCAAGAGUUUCUAAAGAGCUGGAGCAACCCAACAAUGAAAGUGUCGAACAUGGCCCCUGCGAUGUUUCAUGACUCAAAGCCUUACAAAACGAGUCCUGUAGCAGAAUUUCAGUUUGACCAACAAGAAGAUGCCUCUAAAAGUCCUAAGGUCCUACCCAAGAACCAAAAGACUACCACAAACAGCAGUCCAAAACCCAACACAAACAUCCUCAACAGUUCUUCCAAGACUUUUCCUUCACAUCUUUCUGAACAGCCAUCCACAGAAACCACUUCUACCCACAACACCGCUGCCGUACCUAAAGAACUCUCAAGCCUGAAAAUUUCUAAGGUAGAGUUCACUUCAAGAGCUCUUUCAAAAGACAGAGAACUUAUAGACAAAAGGGACUUUAGGUCUUGUCACGGGUACUUGAAUCCGGUGACAGAAAUCCCAGAAGGUGUGGUUCUUUUGUCCCAAACUUCAGAUGGAUCUUUUAAAGCUUCUGCAGGGCAGAACACCAAAGUGGCUAAAGAUGACAGAUUUACUUUAAAUUUGGUUGGAACAGCUGUUGUGAAAGUGACGAAUAACUCAGAAAAAGAGAACCAAGAGGAUUUGGCUUCUCAGUUAGUACCUAUCAGUUCUACUAAUCAACCAGUGAAGCCAACCCUGAAGGCUUAUGGAAACUCAGGUGCCUCAGAAUCCGAUGCAGAUUCCUUCAAAGUUCCUCACCCCAAACAAAACCCACUGAAGACCCACCAGCACACGAGGUCCUCUGUGAUCCCCAAAACUCAAAAACCAACACCGGCUCCGGACCCAAAGAAGAAAAGUGACAGAAAUGUUCUGACGACAUCCAGAGAUUCGACUUUGAGCUUGACUUUAGACCACAAAGCUUCAACAGAAGGUUUCAAGACCAACAUUUCAGACGUCAGCGCACCGCGAUCAUCCACACCGUCUCCUCCUCUAUCUUCUUCUAAUCCUCUGCUGCUUCCUCCAUCCUCCCAACUCAUGACCUCCCUCUCCGUCUUUAAUAACCCAGCUGCCGGCGACUACCUUGUUCAGGGAGCUGGUUUCACUCCUGGGACCAACAGUCUCAGAUGUGUGGAUUACAGUGGAACUCGUGAUCGACCGAAUCAACAAUUCGCUGCCAGCAAACUUACCGGAUCUUUCACCGUUCUGGCGUCAGAAAACAGUUUUAUCAGUGAAAUGGCCAAAAACAAGUCGCAUGUUCAUUUUCCAGACAUAAGAAGCUCAACGCUGCUGGAGCUCAGAGAGAAAGAAGGCAAACACAACAAAGGUGCAAUCAAGAACCUGAGGAAAGACAAAAACCUGGUCUCAUUCAGUCCACCAUCAGAAGGACAAGGACACAAGUCCUACACAAGCACAACAAAAUUAUAAAGGAACGGCUGUGUUUUGAUUUUAUUCUUUAAUCUUC